AUGGCUGCCCACCUGCUCUUCCUGGGCAUUCUCCUGCUGCUGCCCUUGCGGGCCCCAGCCCCCUGCUACACAGCCGGGCCUUCAGAGUGCAAACAGAAGCGGAACUUCGUGCCAGGCGCAUGGCUGGCCGGGGAAGGAGUGGAUGUGACCAGCCUCCGCCGUUCGCACUCCUUCCCUGUGGACACACACAGGUUCCUUCGGCCGGACGGCACCUGUACCCUCUGUAAAAAUGCCCUGCAGGGGGGUGCCAUGCAGCUGUUGCCCCUGGCGCUGGACCACUGGCGUGCCGAGGGCUCCGGCUGCCAGCACCACGUGUCCAAGGCCGAAGUCAGCUCCACGGAGGCCGUGGCCGGCGAGGCAGCUUCCACCAUCACCAAUGACUGGAAGGCAGGGCUGGAUGUGUCUCCCAACCCCAGCGUCAACGUGCAGAUGUCCGUGGCUGGCUCGCACUCCCAGGCAGCAAACUUUGCGGCCGAGAAGAGCCACCGGGACCAGUACAGCUUCAGCACCGACAGGGUGGAGUGCCGCCUGUACAGUUAUCGCCUGGUGUACACUCCCCCGCUCCACCCUGAUUUCAGGAAGGCCCUCCGGGAACUGCCCCCCCGCCUCAACUCCUCCACUGAGCCUGACUACCACAGGCUCAUCUCCAACUACGGCACCCACUUCAUCCGGGCCGUGGAGCUGGGCGGCCGCAUCUCGGCCCUCACAGCCCUGCGCACCUGUGAGCUGGCCCUGGAGGGGCUCACGGCCGACGACGUAGGGGACUGUUUGAAUGUCGAGGCCCAGGUCAGCAUCAGCGGCCAUGCCAGCUCCUCAUCUGAAUACAGGGCUUGUGAGGAAAAGAAGAAGCAUCACAAGAUGGCAACCUCCUUCCACCAGGCCUACCGAGAACGCCUCUUUGAAGUGGUUGGCGGGCACCAGGAAUCCAUGUAUGACCUGCUGUUUGGGAGCAAGGCUGGGCCUGAGCAGUUCUCAGCCUGGGUGACCUCACUGUACAAAAAGCCCGGCCUGGUGGACUAUAGCCUGGAGCCCCUUCACGUGCUGGUGGAGACCCAGGACCCACGGCGGGAAGCACUGAAGCAGGCACUGAGCAAGUACCUGAUGGGCAGGGCACGCUGGAAGGACUGCAGCCGGCCCUGUCCGCCAGGGCAGCAGAAGAGCCCCCACGACCUAUGCCAGUGUGUGUGCCACGGCUCAGCAGUCACCACCAAGGACUGCUGUCCAAGCCAUAGGGGCCUGGCCCGGCUGGAGGUGACCAUCGUCCAAGCUAGGAAUCUGUGGGGGGACUGGAUCACUGAUUCAGACGCCUACGUGAAGGUCUUCUUUGGCAAGCAGGAGUUGAGGACUGGCACGGUGUGGAACAAUAACAACCCCAGGUGGGCGACCCGGCUGGACUUUGGGGACGUGCUCCUGCCCACAGGCGGGCCUCUGAGGGUGCAGGUCUGGGAUGCAGACAAUGGCUGGGAUGACGACCUUCUCGGCUCUUGUGACCGCUCCCCAAUGUCUGGUUCACAUGAAGAGACAUGCCACAUGAACCACGGAGACCUGACAUUCCACUACCGCGCCCGGUGUCUGACCCACCUAACUGGGCCAACCUGCAUGGAAUAUGCCCCACAAGGGCUUCUGGGGGAGCCUCCGGGAAACCGGAGUGGGGCUGUGUGGUGACUACAGUGAGCUCUGGGAGGCCCAUCAUGCUCAGACAGGAGGAGUUCUCACCGUGGAGCAGGGGCCUGUC
Heterocephalus glaber (naked mole-rat) is the source of this 1735-nucleotide messenger RNA. RefSeq names its product perforin 1 (gene Prf1). Gene Ontology annotation, molecular function: wide pore channel activity; calcium ion binding; pore-forming activity. The record is from RefSeq and is a predicted model, not a curated record. NCBI's taxonomy places the organism in Eukaryota, Metazoa, Chordata, Mammalia, Rodentia, Bathyergidae. Gene Ontology annotation, cellular component: membrane. Gene Ontology annotation, biological process: T cell mediated cytotoxicity; defense response to virus; immunological synapse formation.